ACGGUUAGAAUGUGCGGAGCGCUCUUACUAUUGGCAGGAGGUUCUAAAUAGUGGCAGCACGCGCAUUGGUAGUAAAGCGUAUAUUUUAUUUUCGGCAUCAAGGUGUUAUUAAAGUGCAGUGAAUUUUCGGUGGACGCUGUUUUAUAUGCACAUUUUAAGGUUGAAGUGUUGUGAAUUUAAUAAAACAUCCAAGUGUCAAGCAAUCACUGCCAAUUUGACAACACUCGAAGACAAACAACUAAGCCGCCAUGCAGUCGUUUAAGGCGGAUGAGUUGCCGCAGAAUCCGCGCGAACGUGCCAAUCCACUCUCAGUGCUCAUGUUCUGCUUUACGAUGCCUGUCUUCUUCAAGGGCCGCAAAAAGACUUUGGAUGAACGUGAUCUUUUUAGAGCUUUAAACAGUCACAGAUCAGCUACGUUGGGAAACAAGAUGGGCGUAGCUUGGGAAGCGGAGAUCGAUAAGAAACGACAAAAGCACCAGGAACCCAAACUGCUGAACGCGGUGCUGCGCGUUUUCGGUGCGCGCUACGCGUUGCUGGGCUUAAUAUUAUUCCUGCUAGAAAUCGGCUUGCGUGUUACGCAGCCACUGUUUCUUGGUGGCCUUGUUAAUUACUAUGCCAAUCCGGCUAACGACGAGAGCCUCAACACAGGCGUUCUGUACACCCUGGGUGUGAUAAUGUGCAGCGCGCUGAAUGUGCUGUUCAUGCAUCCGUACAUGAUGGCCGUGCUGCAUACGGGCAUGAAGGUGCGCGUUGCCUUGUGCAGCGUGAUUUAUCGAAAGGCGCUGCGCUUGAGCAAGACGGCGCUUGGCAGCACCACAACCGGCCAGGUAGUGAAUUUGUUAUCAAACGAUGUGGGCCGUCUGGAUACGUCACUCAUACAGAUGCAUUAUUUAUGGCUGGGACCGGUGGAGAUAAUAGUAAUAACAUUGCUUAUGUACCGAGAGAUUGGCGUCUCCUCGCUGUUUGGCGUUGCUUUUAUGUUGCUCUUCCUGCCGCUGCAAGCGUAUCUCGGCAAGAGGACAUCAGUGUUGCGGCUGCGUACAGCUCUGUGUACCGAUGAGCGUGUACGUAUGAUGAACGAAAUCAUAUCGGGCAUACAGGUGAUCAAGAUGUAUGCGUGGGAGAAGCCCUUCGGCAAGAUGGUGCAAUAUGCGCGUCGCAAAGAAAUGAAAUCCAUACGUAACGUCAACUACAUACGUGGUAUUUUGCAGUCGUUCAUCAUGUUCAUGACGCGUGUGUCCGUCUUUGCCAGUUUGGUGGGUUAUGUUCUGCUCGGUCAGCUCUUGACCGCGGAGAAGGCUUUCGUCAUCACGGCCUACUAUAAUAUAUUGCGCAACACAAUGACUGUCUACUUCCCCUUGGCCAUUUCGCAAUUCGCCGAGACAUUGGUUUCACUAAAACGUAUCGAAAAGUAUUUGCUGUAUGAUGAGACCAAAGUGAAGGAUCGCUCUGAUGAUAACGAACAUGAACACAAAACAAUAAAGCAAACGUAUAUCAUCGAAGAGAAUGAAAAAACGCUAACACUAAAUAAUGGUCUAAAGCCAUUACAAACUAAUCCAGAGGAGAAGCAAGUUAUACCGGGCAUUGAGAUACAUAAAUUGAAGGCGAAAUGGGAUCGCUCUAUGUCGGAAUACACAUUGAACAAUAUCGAACUGAAGGUGAAACCACGUACGCUGGUGGCUGUUAUUGGGCCAGUGGGCUCUGGCAAAUCAAGUUUAAUACAAGCCAUACUUGGCGAACUACCCGCCGAAUCAGGUUCCAUCAACGUACAAGGCACCUUUUCGUACGCCUCUCAGGAACCUUGGUUAUUCACCGGUACCGUCCGUCAGAAUAUACUUUUUGGUUUACCAAUGGACAAGAACCGUUAUCGCACGGUAAUAAAGAAGUGCGCGCUGGAACGCGAUUUCGAGCUGCUACCUUUUGGCGACAAAACUAUAGUGGGUGAACGCGGCACCUCGCUUUCAGGCGGUCAAAAAGCGCGUAUCAGCUUAGCGCGCGCAGUCUACCGUAAAGCCGACGUUUAUCUGUUAGAUGAUCCAUUAAGCGCGGUGGACACGCAUGUCGGUCGACAUCUUUUCGAUCAAUGUAUGCGCGGUUUCCUGCGGGAAGACAUAGUAAUAUUGGUUACACAUCAGCUGCAAUUUCUGGAACAGGCCGAUAUUAUUGUUAUAAUGGAUAAGGGUAAACUGAGUGCUGUGGGUACUUAUGAGUCGAUGCGCAGAAGUGGUCUGGACUUUGCUAAAUUGUUGGUGGCGCCCGAUUUAAGUGCCGAUGCGGAUGGUGCUGCUGGCGACGCUGAAAAGAAGAGUCUGUCACGUCAGAAUAGCCGACAACGCCAGAACAGUAUUUCGUCCAUGAGCUCCAUAGCUGAGUCAGCAGCAGGCGAAGCGCCUACGCAGGUGCAGGAGAACCGGGAAGAGGGUAAAAUCGAUUGGUCACUGUAUACUAGAUACUUCACCGCAAGUGGCGGUUACUUACUCUUCGCAGUAACUAUGUUCUUUUGCGUGGCUGCGCAGGUUCUAGGAUCUGGCGGUGACUACUUCCUAUCUUACUGGGUAAACAAAAAUGAGGGUAGUACAGAAACAGAAUCCAAAAAUUUUGGCGCUCGCAUAAUCGGUCGUCUUUACGGUCGCGAUGUACGCAUAAAUAAUGAAACGGAUCCCACUGACAUUUACAUAUUCUCGGCCAUUAUUUUGGCGACUGUUAUUUUCUCACUAAGUCGCAGUUUGCUUUUCUUCACAAUGGCGAAACGCUCUUCGAUUGCCUUGCACAAUGCCAUGUUCCGCGGUCUCACACGCGCCUCCAUGUACUUCUUUCACACAAAUCCCUCAGGCCGUAUAUUGAAUAGAUUCUCAAAGGAUUUGGGUCAGGUGGAUGAAAUUCUACCAUCGGUGCUGAUGGAUGUUCUACAAAUCUUUUUAGGCUGUGCGGGCAUUGUGGUUGUAAUAACGGUUGUGAAUUUGUGGAACUUGCUAAUCACAGUUGUGCUUUGCGUAAUAUUUUAUUUUCUACGUGCAUUUUAUUUGAACACCUCAAGGGAUGUGAAACGUCUGGAAGCAGUCACACGUUCACCAAUUUACUCCCACUUGGGCGCCUCACUGAGUGGCCUAUCUACAAUACGCGCCUUCGGUGCUCAAAAAACCCUAAUAACCGAAUUUGAUAAUUAUCAGGAUAUGCACAGUUCCGGUUAUUACAUGUCUUUGACCACAGCUCGUGCUUUUGGCUACUGGCUCGACUGUUUCUGUGUCGUCUACAUAGCUGUCACAGCACUAAGUUUUUUCGUAUUCUCACCGAAGAACAGCGGAGAUGUGGGCUUGGCCAUAACGCAAGCUAUGGGCUUGACCGGCAUGGUACAGUGGGGCAUGCGUCAGUCAGCUGAGUUGGAGAACAAUAUGACGUGUGUUGAGCGUGUAGUUGAAUACGAUCAAAUCGAACCAGAAGGCGAACUGGAGAGUAGACCUGGUAAGAAACCACCGAAGACAUGGCCGGAAGAUGGUAAAAUUAAAUUUGAUAAGCUCAGUUUGCGGUAUUUCCCUGAUCCAAAGUCGGAACGUGUGUUGAAAUCUCUAAAUCUCGAAAUACAAUCCUGCGAAAAGGUUGGCAUUGUAGGUCGCACGGGCGCCGGCAAAUCAUCGCUCAUCAAUGCGCUGUUCCGCUUGUCAUACAAUGAUGGUUCGAUAAUAAUCGACACCAGAGAUACCAAUGAUUUGGGUUUGCAUGACUUGCGUAGUAAAAUCUCCAUAAUACCACAAGAACCGGUGCUCUUCUCGGGCACAAUGCGUUACAAUCUCGAUCCAUUUGACGAAUACUCUGACGCCAAGUUGUGGGAGGCGCUUGAUGAAGUUAAAUUGAAAGGUGUCGUAUCGGAGUUGCCAAGUGGCUUGCAGAGUAAAAUUUCAGAGGGUGGUGGUAAUUUCAGUGUCGGUCAACGACAGUUGGUAUGCCUGGCACGUGCUAUACUGCGUGAAAAUAAAAUUCUUGUGCUGGACGAGGCAACGGCAAAUGUGGAUCCACAGACUGAUGCACUCAUACAAUUGACAAUAAGAAGUAAAUUCAAACACUGCACGGUUCUCACAAUUGCGCAUCGUUUGCACACGGUCAUGGACUCGGAUAAGGUGUUGGUCAUGGAUGCUGGGCGUGCGGUGGAGUUCGGUUCACCAUUUGAAUUGCUGACUGAAAGCAAAACAAAGAUAUUCUACGGCAUGGUAAAGCAGGCGGGUAACAGCACUUUCGACAAUCUGCUAACAGUGGCACAAAAGGCGCAUGAGGAGAAUUUGCGCGCGAAAAAGGAUUCUUGACAUUUCUCCGUACCGAAAGUAUUCAAAGAAUAUUUGCUUAAGUUUCUAGAGCCGAUAUCAAAUCAUCCUGCGAAUGUGCGUAUACAAAAAACUCUCACCGAUGCGACGCAUCACAAAUUUCUCGGAUAGCAGGAACCGAACAAUGGCAGUGUAAAUGGGAGCGAAACACGUAGAUUAUCAUAUCGAGGCUUAUUUUUAUACAGUACUUAAUACAAUUAACUAAAUUAGUAUGGUAAAUUAUUGUUUAGUGAAAUAAUCAAGGCGCUUGUAUGCGUGUCUAUAGUAACUGUGUGCUUUGAACAUGGCAAAAUGUAACAUAUACACCUACAUAUCUGAACGAAUGCUAAUUUUAUGUGCCAUACGUGGCAUGGAAAUGUGAAAAUUGACCUGAAAUUUGCAAAUUCUACAUAUCCACAAACAAAAGUGAGAAAUUAAAAGCGUACAUUUAUGGUGAUUCUAAUUGCUUUAGUAAAGAUAAUCACGAUUGAAAAGAAAUUAAAUCAAAAA
Molecule: messenger RNA, 4805 nt
Organism: Bactrocera neohumeralis
Lineage: Eukaryota; Metazoa; Arthropoda; Insecta; Diptera; Tephritidae
Gene: Mrp5
Product: probable multidrug resistance-associated protein lethal(2)03659
Exons: 11
Coding region: 249-4298 (1349 amino acids)
Biological process (GO): transmembrane transport
Cellular component (GO): membrane
Molecular function (GO): ATP binding; ABC-type transporter activity; ATP hydrolysis activity
Source: RefSeq, a predicted model, not a curated record